Molecule: messenger RNA, 595 nt
Organism: Syngnathus acus (greater pipefish)
Lineage: Eukaryota; Metazoa; Chordata; Actinopteri; Syngnathiformes; Syngnathidae
Gene: cenps
Product: centromere protein S
Exons: 5
Coding region: 181-519 (112 amino acids)
Biological process (GO): replication fork processing; resolution of meiotic recombination intermediates
Cellular component (GO): FANCM-MHF complex; Fanconi anaemia nuclear complex
Molecular function (GO): chromatin binding; protein heterodimerization activity
Source: RefSeq, a predicted model, not a curated record
AUGAGUCGUUGGUUGGUUUGUCUUGAAUUCGUGCCGCGAAGUUCCUUCGGUUACCGUCACAGAAAUAAAAUCUCAUGUAGUUGCUUAGUGUUUUAGGACCAUUUUUUUUACUUUAUAUUGUUCAGAAUUCGGAGCAAAUGAAGCUAUAUCAUACUUAAAGUUUUCUUGAGUUUACACGAAAUGUCCGAGAGCGAAGACGAAACGCGUCAGCGACUAAAGGCCGCCGUACAUUAUACGGUCGGUCGGAUGUGUCACACAAUCGGUGAGGACCACCGGAGAGAAUUUAGCCGACAAGUCGUAGCGGCGAUAACCGAGACAGCCUUCAGACAAUGUGAUAUAUUUGCAAAAGACUUGGAAGCGUUUGCAAAACAUGCUAAAAGAUGCACUGUGUCAGCAGAGGAUGUCAAACUUUUGGCCCGUCGCAGCACAGCAUUGUCGAUACACAUACAGAGGAAAAGCGAAGAAGUGGAAAAAGAGCAGAAGGCUUUGAAAAUGAAGAAGAAGAGCAAAGACUCUUAAUAGCAUAGAAUAAGACACAGGAAAAUCCCAACUCCUCCCCACUCUUGCCCCAAAAAUUCUAUUAAACAUGUCAACA